AUGCCACUAUCAUUCUAUGCACUUUUGGCCGUCGGUGGUCUACAUCUGAUCACGUUUAUCAUGCUGAUUUGCAUAGUAUGCUGCAAGGGUAAAGACGAUGGCGAGAAUGAACCAGAGGAGGAGGAGGUUUUACCAGAUGCCUAUGGCGAGGUCAAUAUGUAUGGCGAAGAGGCAUACCCAACAGAGCCGAAUCCUGGUGUCGCCAACGGAUGGGUCAAGACGUUUCCGUCUAACAUUGAGUUUGCGGACGGUAAAAUGGGACGCGAAGGUGACCUUUACCGAGGUUUUUACGGCUACGUUCAAUCGGCCGUUUUUGGUUCUGCUUAA
Messenger RNA from Dibothriocephalus latus, 327 nucleotides. The record is from the annotation of a GenBank genome assembly. NCBI's taxonomy places the organism in Eukaryota, Metazoa, Platyhelminthes, Cestoda, Diphyllobothriidea, Diphyllobothriidae.